Molecule: messenger RNA, 892 nt
Organism: Aspergillus wentii DTO 134E9
Lineage: Eukaryota; Fungi; Ascomycota; Eurotiomycetes; Eurotiales; Aspergillaceae
Exons: 1
Coding region: 122-571 (149 amino acids)
Source: RefSeq, a predicted model, not a curated record
GAACCUCUUCGUCCUCUCGUCCUCAACACUCCCAAAAGUCUACCGUCCACUGUCGCUUAACGAACUGCUCUAGUCGAUUAAUUCACGGGUUUAAACACCUCCCCGCGGGCUGUUUGGUUCCAUGGAGCAUAUGUUGACACCACUCCUCCCGUGCCCUUCACCUAAGGGCUUCGUCGAGAUAUUCGUUUGGUGCUUGCAAGACGAAUUGAUCUGUUUUCAUCCUUUAUAUACCCCAUUGUGCGGCAACGAUUCUUCUGCUCUACAAUACUUCUUUUCUUUACACUAUCUUAUGUUUAUUUCUAUCAUGCCUUGCGUGACUGCUCUCCGAUGCAAAGAUGACCAUUGGAAUGUUAGAGGCACCUGGAAAAACUACCGCCUAUCGGUAUAUCGUGUCUACAUGCUCUACUCUGUUCUGUAUCAUGUUAUGCCCAUGGCCGUUGGUCAUGCAGGUCGUGGAUUCUCUGCCAGUGGCAGGCACCGGAUGGCAUGUUAUGCUUGGAUUUCUUCGGUACAGUACAUAUUGAUGUAUGUACAUAGAUAUUUCAGUGCCACUUUCAAUAAUAAAACUUAAAUAUGCGGGCCAAUUUUGUUUUUUUCCAUCGUAAUAUACUCUUAUGGUUGUUGUCCAAAUCAAGAUUGAUGAUUCUGCCAUAGAUCUCGGAGUUAAGAUUCGGGAGAUGACUCGGGAGAUGUGAUAUUCAUAAAAUCAGAGGAUAUGAGGUUAAACAAAAGCAUUUGUAUACAUGUCAAGGUAAAAUCAUAUCCUGGUACUAAAUCAUGCAUAAAUACUGAAAUCCACCAGCAGUCGCGCAUUUCCUAUCUGCACUGCAAGUUCAAAAGCCAACAAGAAUGGUUGCUUAUUUCUUACCCGGCUCGGACUUUGCGGGAUAGC